UAUCGGUGGCAAACGCUUCCACAAAGCUAGUCUACCUCUGUUAUCCCAGUACUGGGUACCAAAAGCAUAUAAUUAUAUUUAGCUAUCUAAAAAACGUGUCAUGGAUUAACACAACAAAAUAUCUAAUCAAUGUUUGUUACACGAAACUGCAAAAAGUGGAAACUAAUGACCGCCGAACGGCGUCGUGAUCGAUGAAAUAAUGCCGCUGAAGCGGGGAUCCAUCAUGAGGAAUAAAAAGCUUUGUUGUUAUUUCCACAUUCAGAUUCCCUUACUUACUUACCUUAUUUCUAUGUUUGGGCUCCGUCGCAUUCGCGAUUCUGCCGUUAUAGUGUUCGGACCGCUGACGAAUCGCUUAGCAGAACGUCGAAGCGAUGUAGUUUAGCAGACGUUGCAUUUCCAUUAAUUAAAUUCGAAAACCGACCCCUUCGCCAGCCCCUUUUCAUUGGGCCCAGUCAAGGUUGGCCAAAUAAAAGUUGCGAAAUCAACAAUAAUACACCAAUAAAGCAAACACAUUGAAAUAAACAUUCCAAAGUUGCACUAUUAAAAUCAAUUGGAUUGGUUUUGAUUAAUUAAGUACUCAUUUAUUUGUGGACAUGAAUAGCCGAGAGCUUAAAUGACAUGGCAGAGAAACGCCUACUGCUGGAGCGAUCCGACUGCUCAGAGACCGAGGAGCUGGAAGUCCAAAUGACCCGACGGAGCGGAGGAGUCCUCCAUGCCAUCCAGCAUCGAUCCCUGCCCGUGAGCAGGAAGUCGGUGCUCGGCCUGCUGGUGUCCUUUGUGUUCUGUUACUUCCUGAUCGGACGACCCGAGUGGGCGAAAGUCCUCGAUCUGGAUGUCCUGCGUUCGAAUAACUAUGUUGCAGUUCAGCAUCAGUCCACUGUGAUGGAUGUUGAAACCCUGCCUCCUGAAACAUCUAAUGAGAGUAUUGAAUUUGUGCCGAAAGGCUUCCUGGUGUACAGCAAUUCUUGCCGGAUCAUGGAGGUUGAUCCCUACAAGAGCGAGGUAAUGCGUCACUUUAAGCGACUCAAGUACAAGGCCUGUCAGAAGCUGCCGCCCUUGACCCAGGUCAAGUUCCAGGAGAAGUCCCAAAAGUACCUUCUCAGCAUCGAUGGAGCUGCCUUUAGUCGGUACCCGGUGGGUACCAAGCUGCACUGCUGCUACAUGGAGGUUCAGCGGGUCAGCGAGAUGAAUGUGAAGUACACCAAGUGCCAAACCUUCAAGGGGAGCACAGAACUGCCCAAUUCCGCAGAGGGCAUCAUUGUCAAGUGUGAUUCCGGCGGACGGCAGAUCUAUAUCAAUGGCCAUGCCACCGUUCCCGUCAAGGAGGCAGUGCAGCAGAGACUCCAAAAGGCAUCUGAGGAGGAGACGAAGAAUGAAGCCAAGGUGCGACCUCCAAGCGUUUUGAUGCUCGGCAUCGAUAGCAUCUCCCGUGUGAAUCUGAUCAGGGCCAUGCCCAAAACAGCCCAAUAUCUUUACGACAACGGAUGGUUCGAGCUGGCUGGUUAUAAUAAGGUGGACGACAACACAUUCCCGAACAUCAUGGCAGUUGCCACGGGCUUCAAUCUCCACAACGCCAUGCAGGCGUGCUCCCCCUACGUGAAAGGGGGCCUGGACAAGUGCGACUACAUCUGGAAGCAGUACCAGCAGAGGGGCUACGUCACCGCCUACGCGGAGGAUGCUGUGAAGAUCAACACGUUCAACUACCUGAAGAAGGGCUUCGAGAAUCCGCCGGCGGACUACUACUUGAGGCCCUAUCUCUCUGCUGCCGAGGAGCAGCUGGAUCACACGUCGGUCAAUGGUCUGCUGCACUGCCUCGGUUACGAGACGGAGGCGGAGCACGUGUACGACUAUGGGUUGGAGUUCACCAGGAGGUUCCUAAACGAUACGUACUUUGGUUUCUUCUGGACCAACACGCACAGCCACAGUGAUAUAUCUCAGACGAGCAGCAUGGAUGACUAUAUGGCGGAGUAUCUGCGGAAACUGGUGCGCCAAGGCACCAUGGACAACAGUGUGGUGGUGUUCUUCAGCGACCAUGGCAUGCGGUUCGGACCCACGAGGGCCACCUGGUCAGGUCAUUUGGAGGAACGACUGCCGGCUAUCUUCAUCUGGUUACCUCAUCACCUGCGUCGCGCGCAUCCAGAGUUUGUGCGUGGCCUCCAGUUGAACAGAAAUCGUUUGACCACGCCCUAUGAUCUCCAUCUGACCAUGAAGCACAUCCUCUCUCUAACCGGACGAACCGAUAUGGAAUCGUUGGGGCCGGCACCCGAUUGUCCGCAAUGCCAGAGUUUACUGCGACCCGUCUCCCCGCUGAGGAGUUGCUCCGAUGUGGGCAUCGCGGAUCACUGGUGCACCUGCUGGGAAUACUCUACAAUCUCCACCACCUCGAAGGAAUCCCGGAUGCUCGGCAAGCGGGUGGUGAGCUACAUCAACACUUAUGUGGCAGAGUUCCGAAACGGAACCUUUGCCAAGCUGUGUGCUCCCCUCUCCCUGCUAAGCAUCAAAUCCGCUUUCCGGGCGCAUCAGAAUGCCCUAGAUCCGGAGGAGGUGCACACCUAUCGACUGAUUUUCGUCACGUCGCCGAAUAAGGGCCAGUACGAGGCCACCUUGCGGCACAACCGCACUGAUGAUUCCGUUCUGGUGACUGGAUCUGUGAGCCGGUUGAACGUCUACAGUGGAGAGGCGGAUUGCAUGAGUGAUUUCGGUGCCAAAAAAUAUUGUUAUUGUCGAAAAAAGAAGGGAUAGAAGUAGCAGUAGGAUUAGAACUAAGGCUAGUGCCCAAGUGCCGUUAAUCAGAUUAGAAUCUGGCAGUACAAUUAUCUUAAUCUUAUAUUCUAGGAGUCUCUUCCUCUCUAUGCCUGAAAUGUGCAUCUGCAAGUUCUCAAGAUUUAUAAAUAUUAAUUAGGGUCUCUGAAAAUAUUUCUUGAUUAUAAAAUCGAGGAAAUAUGUUCAGAAUAGGAUUUCUAAAGUUUUUGAGUUUGUUUAUCAUUUUCAUCAUUCUGUUGAAAACGUUUUGAUGCCCUAACUAUUAGUUAAAAACGCGUAGAAAUUUGAGAAACACUCUUGUAUAUUUAUAUUUAAGGAUUAACUGUUACCCUUGUAAAUAAAUUGUUCUCCUUGUUCUAAAAGAGAUUUGCCAAUAAUUAGUUAAGUCAUAUUUACUUAUAUAGUUAGUCGCUUAACUACUAAAUGUUACACUUAUGAUUUAGUAUUUGUGUUUAACUUAUAAUGAUAUUAUAACUUCAAAUUAUAAUUCUGUUAGAAAAAAAAGGUCGAGUAA
This is a messenger RNA of Drosophila rhopaloa, 3277 nucleotides long. RefSeq lists its product as uncharacterized. The transcript is spliced from 5 exons. Bases 619 to 2742 code for a protein of 707 amino acids. The record is from RefSeq and is a predicted model, not a curated record. NCBI's taxonomy places the organism in Eukaryota, Metazoa, Arthropoda, Insecta, Diptera, Drosophilidae.